UCAUCAUAGAACCAGCACAAUCGCAUCGAGGACAUCGGUAUAUUCGUGUCUAUCGACAAGUUUCACCAGCAUCUUCAUUUCGGUGAUUCGAUCAACAGCAACUAGUAUUCAGUCUCAAGUACGAAUAGAUUUGUUAGUGAGACAAAAAUAUGGAAGGCAGCAAACUUUAUAACCCACACGAAAAAGUGCCGCCGGGUGAAGAGAUUGUGAUUUCUGGUAUCGCCGGUCGAUUUCCCGAUACAGACAAUAUGAAGGAGUUGCAAGAAAAUCUUUUGAACAUGAUGGACCUAGGUUCGGACGACAAUCGACGAUGGAACAACGCUCAUUAUGACAUGCCAGAUCGGUCAGGAAAGAUUAAUAAUAUAAGCAAGUUCGACGCCGAGUACUUUGGUAUUUCAUCUGUGGAAGCGCAUAUUACUGAUCCUAUGUGCAGGAUGUUGCUCGAGCACACUUAUGAAGCACUUAUCGACGCCGGUGUAAAUCCCAAAGAAUUACAAGGAACGAAAACUGGUGUCUUUAUAGGAUCGUGUUAUUCUGCAACGGCCACCAUAACUCUUCUUACCAUGCCUCAGUCACCUGGAUACUCAGUUAUUGGUUGCGGUAAAUACUGGCUAGCGAACAGUAUUUCUAAUUGGCUCGGUCUUACUGGACCAUCUUAUGUGGUGGAUACGGCCUGCAGUUCAAGCCACUACGCUAUUGCGGAAGCUUUCAGAAUGAUACGAGGUGGAGAGUGCGACGCAGCUAUCGUGGGUGGUGCUAAUCUGUGUCUUCAUCCCAAUAUAACGCUUCAAUUUUUUCACCUCGGAGUCCUCUCCGCGGAUGGUUACUGUAAGCCCUUCGAGGCGAGCGGUACGGGUUAUAUGCGCAGUGAAGCAAUCGCAGUAAUAUAUCUACAGAAAGCGAAGAACGCGAAACGAAUCUAUGCUACCCUCGUCUACUCUAAAACUAAUUGCGAUGGUUGGAAGCCAGAAGGGAUUACAUAUCCUUCUCUCAGUAUGCAAAAGAAAUUAUUGGAAGACUUUUACAAUGAUUGCGGCAUCACACCUGAAGAGCUGUCCUAUAUGGAGGCCCACGCCACUAGUACUUUAGCAGGAGAUCCGCCAGAAGUUAACGCCAUCGAUCAGGCUUUAUGUUCAAAGAGGACUACUCCCUUAUUGAUAGGUUCGAUAAAAUCAAAUCUCGGGCAUUCUGAACCUGUUAGUGGUCUUUGUCAAGUGGCAAAAGUGUUGAUAGCGAUGGAAACAGGCAUUAUUCCACCAACCAUACACUACAAAACACCGCGAAAGGAACUGACUCCUAUAAUUGAAGGAAGAAUGAAUGUCGUCACUGAACCAACUUCAUGGAACGGUGGUUACAUUGGCGUUAAUAAUUUCGGAUUUGGCGGUGGAAACUGUCACAUACUACUGAAAUCAAAUCCCAAAAAUAAAAUCAAUGUUGGAAUACCAGAUGGCUUACCUAGACUUGUAGCGGUAUCUGGUCGUACUGAGGAGGCUGUUCAGGCUCUAUUAGAUGACGUGAAUAGCCGACAGAUAGACGUGGAAUAUAUGGCUCUUCUGCAUAGCAUUCAUGCAGAAAAUAUUCAAGGCCAUUCCUAUAGAGGAUAUACUAUUGCUGGACCUGAAGUUCCUGUUAACAAAAUAAGAAAAGUUGAAAACUGCGCAAACCCAAGGAGACCAAUCUGCUUUGUAUUUCCUGGAACAGAAGUUGAGUGGCGUAGCAUAGAACUGAUGAAACUACCAGUGUUUGCAAAGGCAAUAAAGAAAUGUAAUGAAACAUUAAAGCAGCGGGAUAUAUGUGUUACGGAUAUUAUAAAAAACAAAAAUAAAACUACCAGCAAUAGCAUCGUAGAAUCAUUUGUAGCAAUCAUUGCCAUACAGAUUGGAAUAGUGGAUAUCUUAACACACAUUGGUAUUCUAUCCGAUUACACGAUAGGUCAGUCUAUUGGCCAACUUAUAUCCGAAUAUGUUGAUGGACGUUUCACUAUCGAGACAACAAUUUUGACGGCGUAUUUCAUAGGCACGGCGUUUGAGCAGGCCAUGUCUCAGGUUGAUGACAUUACUACGAAUCAAGGCAACUAUCUUGAUGUUGUUAGAUCAAAACUCUUGGAGCAUCUCUACCGAAUAUUACCAGCGAACUUUCCAAACAGCCGCGGUGUAACACAGUUGGGCAGGUCACGAAGCGAACGCGACAAGUUUGAGACCGCUGCAGAAUAUUAUGUAGACAUUAUACUGAAUCCAGUACCAUUACAAAAAAUUACAGCUUUGUUACCGAAAGAUACGAUACUCGUCGACAUAGUACCACACAAUACUUUUCAGCCACUCAUAUCAAACUUGGAGUCAGUGAUAACGUUGAUUUCACUCUAUAAACGCGGCCAGAAGCAUACCAUGCAAAACUUUUUAGAAGGAAUCGGAGAUCUUUAUAAUGUAGGACUUCAGCCACAGAUUGCAAGUUUGUAUCCGCCAGUGCAAUUUCCUGUUAGUCGGGGAACACCAAUGAUAUCUCCUCUCAUUAGAUGGAAUCACUCUGAGGACUAUUACUUCUACCAUUAUACAGGUGAAAGUAAAAUUUUCAGCAGAGAAAGAAUCGUCACUAUUACAACCGCUGAUGCAGAUUUUGAAUAUAUGUCUGACCAUAUAAUCGAUGGAAGAAAUUUGUUACCAGCUAUGGGUUACCUUUACGAAAUUUGGCAUACUAUUGGUUUGUUGAGCGGCAUUGAUCAUAGAAACAUACCUAUUGUAUUUGAAAAUGUUAAAUUCAUACGCGCUACUCACUUAUCACGACAAGACAAGCUGGACUUAACUAUUAUGAUCCAAGAAGGCGGUAAUAAUUUCGAGAUUAUAGAGGGAGAGAAUGUAAUCGUCAGUGGAGUCGUGAGGGUGCCUGACGAUAUCGUGAAAGAGAAAAUAUCCGUUCAGUUUCUAUCGAAAAACGAAGAUGAUGAAGAAUGCAUGAAUGCUGCAGAUAUUUACAAGGAACUACGACUCCGUGGCUACCAGUAUAAUGGUCUAUUUCGUUCAUUAAAAAGCUCCUCAAUUAAUGGAAGUACAGGGCAUAUCACGUGGGCAACAAAUUGGGUAGCGUUUAUGGACAAUAUGCUGCAAAUAAAACUCUUAUCGGUUGACUCGAGAAAUCUUUACGUACCGACUCAAAUUCGUAAAUUGGUAAUCGACCCUGCACAUCAUAUGACGCAAUUUCAUAACCUCUCUAUUGAAGAAAGAAAUGUACCCGUACGUGUCUAUGAUUCUUUCGACGCCAUUAUAUCCGGAGGAAUUGAAAUUUGUGGGCUGAAGUCCAUGGUCAUAUCCCGCCGAUCGACGAACGUCGAAUCUGUACACGAAGAAUACAAGUUCAUUGCUCACCGCGAUCAUAACACGAUCUCUUUGAAAGAUGCGGUGCAAAUAUCGAUACACAUCGCGCUUGAAUGUUACAAUUUGAGAAACGUCAAAGUGAUCGAGUUUGUCGAGGACGAUGACAAGAUUCUACUGGAGGAUCUAGUUAUUCCAAUUGUGGACAAAGUUCUGAGCAACUUGCCAUUAGUGCGAUCUAAUCUGACGUUGGCUGCGAUGGAGAACAGAUUCGACUGCUCUUUGUUACCACAAAAUCUAUCGGUCGUACAACCUAACAAAGUGUUAAACGGCGAUACGUUCCUAAUGGUUGUUGGAGUUGGAGUAUUAACGAAAAGUGCACACACAUUACUGUCUAAUAUAAUGGCUGGUGGCUUUCUGUUUACCCGAGAGGACCUCAAUGUCACAUACGACAAUGAGUUGCUCCAACAGUACAAUUUGAAUAUCAUUUUGGAGAAACGCACGGAACGGGAGUUGGUGUUGCUUCUGAGAAAGGCGCAAAGUGCAAUAAUAAAAAGAGAAAUCGUGCAUAUAAACAAUUACGAGUUUUCGUGGAUCGAAAAGCUCAAAUCUUCAUUGGACACGGACGACGAGACGAACUCACGAGUAACACUUGUUGUGGAGAUGAUCCUGAGUGCGGUGUCAUAG
Messenger RNA from Harpegnathos saltator (Jerdon's jumping ant), 3992 nucleotides. Its product is annotated as fatty acid synthase. Gene Ontology annotation, molecular function: 3-oxoacyl-[acyl-carrier-protein] synthase activity; fatty acid synthase activity. The transcript is spliced from 14 exons. NCBI's taxonomy places the organism in Eukaryota, Metazoa, Arthropoda, Insecta, Hymenoptera, Formicidae. Gene Ontology annotation, biological process: fatty acid biosynthetic process. Bases 150 to 3992 code for a protein of 1280 amino acids. The record is from RefSeq and is a predicted model, not a curated record.